AUGAACAUUACUCUUGUUUUUGGGACGAUUGGUAACGUGGCCGUCUCAUACUUAACGGGCGAAUCACCGAGUCGCGCCGAUAUCAAGCGUACCCAAAUGAGCAGCAAAAUUACUGAGACCACGAAGUCUUUGGUGUCAAAAGGCCGUCGUUCUCUGCUUCAUCAACCGGCUCCUGGGGGUGCUUCCGUGGCCAUACAUAUGGAUUCGGGUUAUGUGGGCCAUUCUAUGCAUUACCUACAUAACGUUGCUCCUUCUCUUCCUCACCGUAUGCAGACCACUAAGUCUGUACUUCCAAGUCUAUCCCGACCCAGGUCCUUGUAUCAGAUCAACAUAUCACAUAUCCGUCCACGCCGCUCUGAACUGUGUCACAGACGUAAUGCUGAUUAUUCUUCCAAUUCACUGGCUUCUCAAGAUUCGGCGUCCCUGCUCGUCGGCCUCUUCUCCGUCGGCAUUGUCCUCGUGGUGAUCUCCGCUCUCCGGUUCCCCUUCCACCAAGGCGCGCUAGAUACUCCAUUGCAGACUAUCUUGAGUCCCAUCGAGGAGCUUCUCUCCGCACUGGUUGCCAACGUGCCCACAUUGUACAGCCUCCGACGGGCCAGGCAGCCAGAGACGCCUCCGCAGCAGACGCAGUCAUCCCCAAAGAGACUUCCACGAGCGGUCGACAGCAUCAUAAUUAUGCAGACUGUGGAUGUAGAGGACUCCCGCACGGAUGAUCAGACACUCUCUACAACCAUGACCGAUCGAGCGUUAUCCACUACCAUGGCUGAUCACGACCUGAACGACGACAGCGACGGACACCUUGUUCGCAAUGGACCGGAAUAA
Messenger RNA from Aspergillus niger, 822 nucleotides. RefSeq lists its product as hypothetical. Bases 1 to 822 code for a protein of 273 amino acids. The transcript is spliced from 4 exons. The record is from RefSeq and is a predicted model, not a curated record. Lineage: Eukaryota; Fungi; Ascomycota; Eurotiomycetes; Eurotiales; Aspergillaceae.